CUUUUGUCUGCCGGCAUUUUCUUUUAUUUUCUCCGUGUCGUUUUUCUAGCCUGUUAGAUUAAUCGCUUGUUUUUGUAUACCGGCUAAAAGGAUUAUCACAAGCCUGUCAUCCCCUCAGUAGUCUGCUACACAAUGCCGGGCUUUUCAGACCGAGAUCGAGGCAGAGAUAGAGGGUAUGGCGGAGGACCUCCUCGUUUCGGUGGUGGUGGAGGAGGCAACAGGGGCGGACCUCCUCCAGGAAAGUUUGGCAACCCUGGCGAGAGGCUGCGGAAGAAGCACUGGAACCUUGACGAGCUUCCGAAGUUUCAAAAGAACUUCUACCAGGAGCACCCAGAUGCCACCCGCAGACCAGUUCAAGAGGUCGAGCAGUAUCGAAGAAGCAAAGAAGUUACUGUGAAAGGACGAGAUUGCCCCAAACCAAUUGUAAAAUUUCACGAGGCUGCAUUUCCAAGCUACGUCAUAGAUGUCAUUGCCAAACAGAACUGGACUGAACCCACUCCGAUUCAGGCUCAGGGGUGGCCAGUUGCCCUCAGUGGCAAAGACAUGGUUGGCAUCGCUCAAACUGGGUCUGGGAAAACCCUUGCAUACCUUCUGCCUGCAAUUGUGCACAUCCAACAUCAACCAUUCUUGGAGCAUGGAGAUGGACCUAUUUGUUUGGUGUUGGCACCCACUCGUGAGCUGGCCCAGCAGGUGCAACAAGUGGCUGCUGAAUACGGCAGGGCCUCCCGUCUGAAGAGCACCUGCAUCUACGGUGGUGCACCCAAAGGACCUCAGAUUAGGGAUCUUGAGAGGGGUGUUGAGAUCUGCAUCGCUACACCAGGUCGUUUAAUUGAUUUCCUGGAGUGCGGCAAGACAAAUUUGCGCCGCUGCACUUACCUGGUGCUGGAUGAAGCUGACCGCAUGUUGGACAUGGGAUUCGAACCACAGAUCCGCAAGAUCGUGGAACAAAUCCGGCCCGACCGUCAGACCUUGAUGUGGAGCGCCACCUGGCCCAAGGAAGUACGCCAGUUGGCUGAGGACUUCCUGAAGGACUACGUACAGAUCAACAUUGGUGCACUGCAGCUCAGUGCCAAUCACAACAUCCUGCAAAUAGUCGAUGUUUGCAAUGACAUGGAAAAGGAGGACAAACUCAUUCGUUUACUGGAGGAGAUAAUGAGCGAAAAGGAGAACAAGACCAUUAUUUUUGUAGAGACCAAAAGGCGCUGCGAUGAGCUCACCAGGAGGAUGAGAAGAGAUGGGUGGCCAGCGAUGGGAAUUCAUGGAGAUAAGAGCCAGCAGGAGAGAGACUGGGUCCUUAAUGAGUUCAGAUAUGGCAAAGCUCCAAUCCUCAUCGCUACAGAUGUGGCCUCCCGUGGCUUGGAUGUGGAGGAUGUGAAAUUUGUCAUCAAUUAUGACUACCCUAACUCCUCCGAGGAUUAUAUCCACCGCAUUGGCCGUACAGCCCGCAGUCAAAAAACGGGCACAGCCUACACCUUCUUCACCCCCAACAACAUGAAACAAGCCAGUGACUUGAUCUCUGUGCUCCGUGAGGCCAACCAGGCCAUUAACCCAAAGCUGAUCCAGAUGGCAGAGGACAGAGGAGGUCGUGGAAGGGGGGGAAGAGGUGGCUACAAGGACGACCGUCGGGAUAGGUAUUCUGGAGGUGGGAGGAGCAAUAAUUUUGGCGCUAGUAGCUACAGGGACAGGGACAGUGAUAGAGGGUUUGGCAAUGGGCCAAAGAGUGCCUUUGGUGGCAACAAGGCCCAAAAUGGUGGCAGCUAUGGAGGCAACAGUGGUAACUCUAGCGGUAGCUAUGGCAACAAUUAUAGCAACAGCAACGGACAGGGUAAUUUUGGUGCUCCAGCAAACCAGGUGGGUGCCUUUGGUAACCAAAGCUUCCAGGGCCCCCCUCAGUUCGGGGCCAUGCAGAGGGCUGCUCAGAAUGGCAUGAACCACCCGCCGUUCUCUUUCACUUCUCAGCCACCACCACCACAGGGCCAACAGCCACCACCCCCGCCACCAAUGGUGCCCUACCCCAUGCCACCACCCUUCCCUCAGUAAAUUCGAUAUACGCAAAAUAUAUGGAACCAACAUGAUUUUUGUUUAGUAUGGAAAUCUUACAAUAUGAUGACGACUAUUAUUAUUAUUAAUUAUUAUUAUUAUUCUCCUUUUGAACUGUUCUACUUUGUUUUGCUUACAGCAGGGUUUCGAAUUAUUCAGUAAACCCAGAGCAUUAAAUUGAGUCAUAGACACGUCUCCUACAGUGCAACUAUGAUUGCUGCACUUUUCCUUGACUGUUUUUUGUUACAUUCCUCAGUAAUUUAUUUUUACUAGGUAAUGCAGUGUUUUCGGUUUGUGGUAUGUUUAAAGUGAUGUUAUGAAGAUCAUAUAAAAAGGGAGCGUGUGACCCUUUUAAAUAAAAAUAAGAAAAUGCAAA
Scomber scombrus (Atlantic mackerel) is the source of this 2416-nucleotide messenger RNA. Its product is annotated as probable ATP-dependent RNA helicase DDX5. NCBI's taxonomy places the organism in Eukaryota, Metazoa, Chordata, Actinopteri, Scombriformes, Scombridae. Gene Ontology annotation, molecular function: RNA binding; RNA helicase activity; ATP binding. Gene Ontology annotation, biological process: alternative mRNA splicing, via spliceosome. The coding region runs from base 133 to 2040 and encodes 635 amino acids. The record is from RefSeq and is a predicted model, not a curated record. The transcript has 13 exons. Gene Ontology annotation, cellular component: ribonucleoprotein complex; cytoplasm; nucleus.